Molecule: messenger RNA, 909 nt
Organism: Pungitius pungitius (ninespine stickleback)
Lineage: Eukaryota; Metazoa; Chordata; Actinopteri; Perciformes; Gasterosteidae
Gene: uraha
Product: urate (5-hydroxyiso-) hydrolase a
Exons: 4
Coding region: 155-574 (139 amino acids)
Biological process (GO): purine nucleobase metabolic process
Molecular function (GO): hydroxyisourate hydrolase activity
Source: RefSeq, a predicted model, not a curated record
GAAAGAUAAGCAUUUGAGAACUAAAUGUCUUUCUGAGUAGGUCAGUGUGCACAAUUGCAAGAGGACAAUGUGACAAACAUCUGAUGCCGUUUAAUAAACCAUGAAAUUACAUAUUUUUCGUUAAAACUUGUGACCCAGUUAAUUCACAGUGCACAUGAGUGUAAACAGGCUGCAGCAGCUCAAGGGUCAUAUAUUGCCUGAAAAUAAGAUCACAGCGAUGGCAGGCCCUGCGAGCCCCCUGACCACCCAUGUGCUGAACACUGCAUUGGGGGUCCCUGGUGCAAACAUGGCCCUCAGUCUCCAUCGACAAGACCCUUCGACUAGUGCAUGGCGUUUGAUAAACACUGGAAUUACUAAUGCUGAUGGACGUUGCCCGGGACUCGUAACAACACAAAUGUUUACAUCUGGGGUGUAUAGAUUGCAUUUUGACACUGCUCAGUACUGGCAGAGUAUGGGAGAGACCUGCUUCUACCCGUAUGUUGAGAUCGUCUUCACUAUAACUGACCCGAGCCAAAAGCACCAUGUCCCAUUGCUCCUGAGUCGUUUCUCUUAUAGUACAUACAGAGGGAGCUAGAAAUAAAGUGUGAUGUCUCAUCACAGAGUGAGGCAACUCCACGAAGAACAUUCAUCGCUGCACCAGCUGAACUGUCAUAUUUACAAAUCGAUUACACAAAUUGAUUAAACAGACUAUGCUUAUUUUGAUUCCAUUCAUACAAAAUCUGCACACUGCUAACUUUUUCAAUUCUUUUUUCUGGUGCUGGUUCUGGUGCUGGUUCAUGUAAAUGCAUCUGUUAGUGAGGGUUUUCAAAACUUGGCACUUACUCUCUGUUUUAGUCAGUUAAAUGAAACUGACUUAUUUUCCCUUUUUGUGAAACUAAUACCAUAUCAAUAAAGUAUAAAACAUCUUCA